Clarias gariepinus (North African catfish) is the source of this 2450-nucleotide messenger RNA. RefSeq names its product thioredoxin domain containing 5 (gene txndc5). Gene Ontology annotation, cellular component: endoplasmic reticulum. Gene Ontology annotation, biological process: protein folding. Bases 61 to 1293 code for a protein of 410 amino acids. The record is from RefSeq and is a predicted model, not a curated record. NCBI's taxonomy places the organism in Eukaryota, Metazoa, Chordata, Actinopteri, Siluriformes, Clariidae. The transcript is spliced from 10 exons. Gene Ontology annotation, molecular function: protein disulfide isomerase activity.
AGCGUAAGCAGUGUACGCGGUUUCAUUCACUGUGCAGCUGUACUUUGCUUCAGUCUCACCAUGGCCACAUCAGCGCUGAACAUGCACCGCGUUUUAAUAAGUGUCCUUUACGGUACAUUUCUCUUUAGUGUAAUAUUGUGCGAUAAUGACACAGACGAGGACGAGCAUUCCAAGCACACUUAUACAGUGGAGAUGUUCAACAACGCUAUUCCGACUGCUCCACACUUCGUUAUGUUCUUCGCACCGUGGUGUGGUCACUGUCAGAGGCUGCAGGGGACAUGGAACGAGAUGGCUGAUAAAUACAACAACAUGGAAUCUCCGCCGGUCUACGUGGUUAAAGUAGACUGCACAAAGGACACAAAGUUUUGCUCCAGUAAUCACGGGAUUCGAGGAUACCCUACUUUGAAGCUGUUUAAACCUGAGCAGGAAGCUGUAAAGUAUCAAGGCCCAAGAGACCUGCAGUCCCUAGAGACUUGGAUGCUGAAAACUCUUCAGGAGGAGCCAGUGGAACCACAGAGUGAGCCUGAGGCUCCCAAAGUGCCAGAGCCCCUGCAGGGCAUGUAUGAGCUUACUGCCUCCAACUUCAAAGAGCACAUCUCCAAAGGCUCUCAUUUUGUGAAGUUUUUUGCACCAUGGUGUGGUCAUUGCAAAGCUAUGGCUCCCACAUGGGAGCAGCUUGCCACCAGCUUCGAACACUCAGACUUGGUUAAGAUUGGCAAGUUAGAUUGUACUCAACAUUAUGAGAUCUGUUCAGAGAACCAGGUGCGAGGCUACCCAACCCUGCUCUUCUUUACAGAUGGAGAAAAGGUUGAUCAGUAUAGGGGGAAACGUGAUCUGGAGUCUUUUAAAGAAUUUGUGGACAACCAAUUAGCAGCUGCCUUAUCCAAAGAUAAAGCUGCUGCUGAGGAUGCAAAAGACAAUGAAAUACCUCAGAAAACAGAUUCUGUCCAAGAUGAGUCCUCUGUUAAAAUCCUCACUGAAGGCAACUUUGACGAGUCCAUUGCUAAAGGAAUUUCCUUCAUCAAGUUUUAUGCUCCAUGGUGUGGCCAUUGCAAGAACCUGGCUCCUGUUUGGGAAGACCUGUCUAAGAAGGACUUUCCUGGACUGACUGAUGUAAAGAUUGCUAAAGUAGACUGCACUGUAGAGAGAACGCUCUGCAACAGAUUUUCAGUGAACGGAUACCCGACACUGCUGAUAUUUCGAGGAGGCCAGAUGAUCGAAGAGUAUAAUAGUGGACGGGACUUGGAGAGCAUGCACAGCUUUGUCAUGAAGCAAGCCAGAGAUGAGCUGUAACUCUACCUCAUUACUUACAAAUAUCCAAUAUUUACACCUGAUCUUGUCCUUUUUCCCCCGCCCCAUCUAUGCUAGCACAUACUGUAUCUCCAUAAUUGAAAACAUGCUCCUGAAGAAAUAUACAAGAGACAUUCUUCAGUUCUCCAUUCUUGUCUAUAUAUUUUUGAGAGACUGCGAAGUUACUGUACCUUUAUCAUUAAAUGAAAUCUCAAUGUUUGAUUUUCAGCCUAAUCCAUUAAACUUGCAGAUCAAUGGAUUUAAAAAAAAAAGAAGGUACUUCUGAUUGACAACCUCUAUUAUAGUAAUACAAAUACCUCCUCUUUUAUAAUUUUUGUUCUAAACUUUUUAUUAAACUUUCAUUAAGCAUUAUAGGCUGGUUUAUUUGGCCAGCAGUAUAGUUUGCUGUUACUAUAAAACUAAUCUUGGCUCUCAGGGAGAACUUUGUUUUAAAUAAGGAGUUGAUACCCUUUUCACCCCUAGUUCCAAGUUUAUGCUUAAAAUAUGCUGACUAUACUUGUAUAUGUGUGUUGUCUCAUGUUUCAGUUUUAUAAGGUUUCCCUGUGGGAAAUCUCAGACUUUAAAGCCACGUCGAAACAUGCUACUGGCCAAUAUUAUACCCACUUUAUCUUACUUCUUGUAACUCACUUGUUAAUUUUUAAUCCCUUCUAGAGCCAGCACACAGUUAUUAGUGCAUGCAAACCUAAAGCUUCUUGAGGUCCUUGAUCUAUAUGGAGAACCACUGUUAGGUUUUUAAGGGGAUAUCUGAAAUGUUAUUCUGCAGAAGAAGACUUUUAUCUUCAUUUUUUUUUUCAAGGCCUGUUUAGAAAGUGUAAAUUUUAAUUUUAGAAUUCGCAUCAUAUGACUUGACACUUUAAAAAAAAUCACUUUUAGCACUACUUAUAAGUUUAAGUAUAAGAAGACUGCAGUUUUGUAAGCGUAUGAUUAAUCUUGAACAAGUUUUAUUGGGUUUCUUCUAUACCUGUUUCUAUACCCGGAAGAUUAACGAAAGGGGGACACAAAAAAGUGCAUAUUGUCCAUGUUGAAUGCUGUAAAUGCAGAAGCUGAGUAGGAUCUUUUAUGACCAAAGGAUUUUGUACGAAACCAUUAUUAAAAGAAAUUGUUCUACAAAAAGUAUUAAAAUUUCUUAAGUUUGGAAA